Clonostachys byssicola is the source of this 723-nucleotide messenger RNA. Lineage: Eukaryota; Fungi; Ascomycota; Sordariomycetes; Hypocreales; Bionectriaceae. The record is from the annotation of a GenBank genome assembly.
AUGCCAACAGCACUUGUUCGAGAGAACCCCCUCGUUCUCUCCCCAACAUCGGGGCAGCACACGGCUACGGUGAUUUUCAUUCACGGUUUCGGUGACUCGGGCCAUGGCUGGGCCUCGGCUGUUGAGCAUAUUCGCCGUCGGCAUGACCGCCUGGACGACGUCAAGUUUAUCCUUCCUCACGCACCAAAUAUCCCUCUGAGCAUGGCAAGCGGACGGCAUCCGGAUGAGGUCUUGACAAGCUCGCCUGGUCGUCUAAGUUCGUUGUCCGCCUGCCAGGGAGAAGAUAUCUCCGGCGUCCUAGAGACACAGUCAUAUAUUCACUCACUCAUCAAGACUGAAUUGGAAGCCGGAAUUUCAUCCGAGAGAAUAAUCCUUGGGGGAUUUUCGCAAGGAGGGGCGAUAAGUAUUUUCUCUGGCCUCACCGCACCUAACAAGCUCGGCGGUAUUGUUGCGCUUUCAUGCUGGGUGCUACUUCAUAAGGAGUUCCGAGACUACAUCCCAGACGAAGAUUUGAACAAAGACACGCCCAUCUUCAUGGGACAUGGGGAUCAAGAUUGGCGUCUAGAGUACCAAGUGGCUAUCGACAGUGCUGAACUACUUGAAAAGGCUGGCUACAACAUCACAUUCCACAGAUACAGGCGAGUUGUCGUUCCACCAGUGUAUUCAUUUCUUUCUAACACCCUUUUAGGGGAAUCGGGCAUUCUGUUUGCCGGGAGGAGUUGA